AUGUGGAAGUACUUCUACAGUGCCAGUACAUAUAAAUGGUUGGACGUCCUUCAAGACUUAACUGAUAAUUACAACAGUUCAGUGAACAGAUCAAUUAAAACAACACCGGACAGUGUAAAUGAUUCCAACUGGACUGAAGUAUGGAAGACACUUUUUAGUCACAAUUUAGGCAAGCCGUCAGAACCAAAGUUUGCUGUCGGAGAAAGUGUUAGAAUUUCAAAGUACAAAUCAGUGUUCACAAAAGGAUAUGAAGAAAAUUUCACAGAGGAGUUAUUUACGGUGACGGAAGUGUAUCACGGCCAUCCAAACACGUACACAAUAGAAGACAGUGCUGGUGAAGCAAUAAUUGGCAGAUUCUAUGAACAAGAACUAUAUAGCGCUGAAGGAAGAGAACCUGAUUUUAAGAUAGAGAAAGUACUAAGAAGAAAAACGGUGAAGGGUAAAAAGAUGGCCCUAGUUAAGUGGUUAGGUUAUGAUGACAAAUUUAACAGUUGGAUACCAGCUGGAGACAUCAAGUCCCUAACAUAA
Messenger RNA from Paramuricea clavata, 528 nucleotides. The record is from the annotation of a GenBank genome assembly. NCBI's taxonomy places the organism in Eukaryota, Metazoa, Cnidaria, Anthozoa, Malacalcyonacea, Plexauridae.